GAGGAUUAUAUUUAUUAAAGUGAAGAUCAAACCCAAAGUUUUUUUAAUUUUUUAUAAAAGUUUAAAACCACACGCUAAAUCCCUAACUGUGUGUUUUUAUCUUUCUAACCGCGGAGUGACGCGUCGGCGCGCUACACGAUCUCCCGCGACGCAGACCAGGAAGUGGCGGCGGGUAAAGUUUGAAGUCUCCGUGUUGUCCUCCCUCUGGCUCCUUUGUCUCUGUCCCCAGUUCCAGGUUCUGUCCUCCUGCCGCCAUGAGGAGAACCAGGUCGUCGAGGAGUCAGACUAAGGCCGCGGCGGCGGAGGGAGGAGGAGGAGAAGGAGAAGCCCGCUCGGAGACAGUGUGGCAGUGGCAGGGGGACGGGGGUCAGUGGGAGCUGUACUCGCCGGCCGCCUGCGCCUCGUUGGACUCCGCCCUCUCCUCGGGAGAAACCUCCGUCACGCUGGCCCUGGGACCGGGGACGCCCUACGAGGUCGACCUGAAGAAGAUGGUGCAGAUUAAUCCGGUCACAAAAUACAAGAGGAAGAUUCGCUCUCAAACAGUCAAGUCAGAGAGUGUUCCUGAAGCAAGUGACUCCACUGCUCUCAAUGGAAUGACCGUUCAAGUUAAAGAGGAAGAGGAGGAGGAGGAGGAAGAGGAGGAGGAGAAACCUGCAGCUAAGAAGAGGAAGGCGCAAAGCAAGAGUCAGACAAAAGCCAAGAAACCACCCAAAGAAGAGAUAAAAACUGAAGAGGUCACAAGGACGUUGGUGAUGAAGGGCAAAGCUCCGGUGGACCCUGAAUGCAAAGCCAAACUCGGAAAGGCUCACGUUUACUGUGAAGGAAACGAUGUUUACGACGUGAUGUUAAACCAGACAAAUCUCCAGUUUAACAACAAUAAGUAUUAUCUGAUCCAGCUGCUGAAGGACGACAGCUCCAAGCUCUACAGCGUGUGGCUGAGAUGGGGUCGAGUGGGCAAAGUGGGUCAAAACAACCUCACACCCUUUGGUGGAGAUCUGCUGAAAGCCAAAGAUUUCUUCAAGAAGAAGUUCUUGGAUAAGACCAAGAAUGAGUGGGAACAUCGGGCCAGUUUUGAGAAAGUGGGUGGAAAGUACGACAUGGUGUUCAUGGACUACAGCACAAAUGAAAAGCAGGAGGAGUCCACAGUGAGCACCGUACCCAAAGAGAAGAAGAGCUCCACGCUGGACGUGAAGAUCCAGUCUCUCCUGGAGCUGAUCUGUGACCUGAAGGCCAUGGAGGAGUGUGUGCUGGAGAUGAAGUUUGACACUCGGAAAGCUCCUCUCGGCAAACUGACCUCGGAGCAGAUCCGCGCAGGCUACACCGCGCUGCAGAGAAUCGAGGAGUGUCUGAAGAAGAAGGGAAACCACCGUCUGCUGCUGGAGGCCUGCAACCAGUUCUACACCCGCAUCCCUCACGACUUUGGCUUGAAAACCCCCCCGCUCAUCAACACGGAGGAGGAGCUGAAGGAGAAGAUUGCACUGCUGGAGGCUCUGAGUGACAUCCAGAUAGCCGUGAAAAUGGUCCAGUCCAGUGAGGGCGGGGACGAACAUCCUCUGGACAGACAGUACAGCUCCCUCCAGUGCAAGCUACAGCCUCUGGACUCCUGCAGUGAUGAGUUCAAGGUUAUAGAGAAAUAUCUGCUGUCCACUCACGCCUCCACCCACCAAGACUACAGCAUGAGCGUCCUCGACGUGUUCUCAGUGGACAGAGACGGAGAGAGCAGCAGCUUCCUCUCACAGAUACACAACAGGACUCUGCUGUGGCACGGCUCCCGUCUGUCUAACUGGGUCGGGAUCCUCAGUCAGGGGCUCAGAGUGGCCCCCCCCGAAGCCCCCGCCACCGGAUACAUGUUUGGUAAAGGGAUCUACUUUGCUGACAUGUCGUCAAAGAGCGCCAACUACUGCUUCGCCAAUCAGAACAACCACGUUGGACUGUUGCUGCUGUGCGAGGUCGCGCUGGGAGACAGUCACGAGCUGCUCGAUGCCGACUACGAGGCCGCUAACCUGCCCGCUGGUAAACACAGCACCAAGGGCCUGGGACAGACCGGACCCGACCCCAAGAACUCAGUCACCCUGGGCGGUGUCACGGUGCCGAUGGGGCCCGGGGUGAAGACGGGCGUGGGUAAGAACAGCGUUUACUCCCUCCUCUACAACGAGUUCAUCGUGUACAACCCGGCUCAGACUCGCAUGAGGUACCUGCUGCGGAUCAAGUUCAACUACGCUUCACUGUGGUGAGGCUGUGAACGGGUCGUGUGUCAGGAUCAUACAUUCUUAACGCUGCUUUCAGACAUGCACUGAACUCCCGGAGGAGAACGCAGUAGCUCCUGAUGUUUUCCUAGAACUUUCCGGGAUAGUUCCCUCGAGUUGACGAUGUUUCAAUCAGGCAACGGACGCGAAAAACACAAAACGAAUACAAAUAUACAGGAAGGAAAAAUUCCUGUAUACCCCAUAGACCCAUAGACGUGGGAGACACAGACGAAAACAUCAACUCGGAAAGACGAGCUUCGAGAGUCCCCCCCCCCCCCUCUUCCUCCUGCGUCCUUCAUAUGUAUAAAGACACAUUUUCUAGAGUUCAUGUCUGAAAGCAGCUUGUCUUUCUUUGUGGGGGGGGGUUGUUUAGCUCUGGUUUUGGAGGAUAGGAUGUUAAACCUGAACAUGCUGCUGGUGCUGGAUGGAAAACAUGAAUGUUAACUCUCUCAGUGAUGGAGAUCUGUCACUAAUUCACUAAUUCAUUAGUUUUGACCAUUGUUGUCUCUUUUCAAGUAAACAAUUUUUGUUUGCGGCUUCUCAAAUGUUUUUUCUUUUUUUCCUAUCUGAGUCAGUUUGUUCUAAAAGAAUAUACAACUGGCAUUUUUCAUGUUUUCUGAAAAAUAACUCUCCUAAAAGGCGAGGAUUGAGAAUAUAAUAACAUUUAGCACUACAUUUUUAUGUUGCUUUAUCCUCGUAUCAAUAGAUGUUAAAUUGCAUGUUGGCAACAUUUUAGUUUUCUGUUUUCUGGUCCUGGUUAGUAACACAAAACUCCUUCAGGCCGGUUUGACACCAGUGUUUAUACUGAGUAAUUACCACAGUUUUUAUGAAUGUUUCCUAUUAGUGUUAUAAAAUAUGUGUAAACAAUGAAUUCAGUCUAAAAGUGUCUUCUGUCAUUUUUUUAUUCAUGUGAAACAGUCUGUAAAAAACACAGAUGUGGUUACGCUUUUAACAUAACAAUACAAAUAAAGGACAUUUUCAUGUUA
Messenger RNA from Pleuronectes platessa (European plaice), 3232 nucleotides. RefSeq names its product poly (ADP-ribose) polymerase 2 (gene parp2). Gene Ontology annotation, molecular function: NAD+ poly-ADP-ribosyltransferase activity; zinc ion binding. Bases 255 to 2234 code for a protein of 659 amino acids. NCBI's taxonomy places the organism in Eukaryota, Metazoa, Chordata, Actinopteri, Pleuronectiformes, Pleuronectidae. The record is from RefSeq and is a predicted model, not a curated record. The transcript is spliced from 17 exons.